AUGGCGGAGCUGCAGCAGCUGCAAGAGUUUGAGAUCCCCACAGGCCGGGAGGCCCUGCAGGGCAACUACAGCUCCCUGCUGCGAGUCGCAGACUACUGCGAGGACAACUACGCGCAGGCCACAGACAAACGGAAGGCGCUGGAGGAGACCAUGGCCUUCACCACCCAGGCCCUGGCCAGUGUGGCCUACCAGGUGGGCAACCUGGCUGGACACACUCUGCGUAUGUUGGACCUUCAGGCGUCCACCCUGCGGCAGGUGGAAGCCCGUGUGAGCACGCUGGGCCAGAUGGUGAACAUGCAUAUGGAGAAGGUGGCCCGAAGGGAGAUCGGCACCUUAGCCACCGUCCAGCGGCUGCCCCCCAGCCAGAAAAUCAUCGCCCCUGAGAGCCUGCCUCCCCUCACACCCUACUACAGGAGACCCCUCAACUUCGGUUGCCUGGAUGACAUCGGUCACGGGGUCAAGGAUCUGAGCACACAGCUGUCGCGGACCGGGACCCUGUCUCGAAAGAGCAUCAAGGCGCCUGCCACACCCGGCUCCGCCACCCUGGGGAGAGCGCCCCGGAUCCCCGAGCCUGUGCAGCUCCCCGUCGUGCCGGACGGCAAACUCUCCGCCGCCUCCUCGGCCUCUUCCCUGGCCUCGGCCGGCAGCGCCGAAGGUGUCGGUGGGGUCUCCACGACCCAGGAGCAGGCAGUACCCCCACCUCCACCCCCUCCACCUGCUGCCGCCGAAGGUUUCCUGCCGCCCCCUCCGCUGGGCGAACUGUGCCUGCCCCCCCCAACCCCAGAGCUGCCCAUGCCCCUGGACCUGCCCCCUCCUCCACCCUUGGAUGUAGAUGAUUUGGGGCUACCACCUCCGCCACCACCAGGCUUUGGGCCUGAAGAACCCAGCUGGGUCCCUGAUGCAUACUUGGAGAAAGUGGUGACACUGUACCCAUACACCCGCCAGAAGGACAACGAACUCUCCUUCUCUGAGGGCACCGUUAUCUGCAUCACCCGCCGCUACUCCGAUGGCUGGUGUGAGGGUGUCUGCUCAGAGGGGUCUGGAUUCUUCCCCGGGAACUAUGUGGAACCCAGCUGCUGA
Messenger RNA from Lipotes vexillifer (Yangtze River dolphin), 1080 nucleotides. RefSeq names its product ABI family member 3 (gene ABI3). The record is from RefSeq and is a predicted model, not a curated record. Lineage: Eukaryota; Metazoa; Chordata; Mammalia; Artiodactyla; Lipotidae. Gene Ontology annotation, biological process: regulation of cell migration; neuron migration. The transcript has 8 exons. Gene Ontology annotation, cellular component: actin-based cell projection; SCAR complex; lamellipodium. Gene Ontology annotation, molecular function: SH3 domain binding; signaling adaptor activity. Bases 1 to 1080 code for a protein of 359 amino acids.